Sorghum bicolor (sorghum) is the source of this 924-nucleotide messenger RNA. RefSeq lists its product as uncharacterized. The transcript has 4 exons. Lineage: Eukaryota; Viridiplantae; Streptophyta; Magnoliopsida; Poales; Poaceae. The record is from RefSeq and is a predicted model, not a curated record. Bases 1 to 564 code for a protein of 187 amino acids.
AUGCCGAUGCAAUUGAGCGCGUACUACAGGGGUAGUACGGUGAGGGUGACCAAGACAAAGAUCUGUCAGGCAAGCAAGUAUCAAGAUGAACCACCAAAUGCAUUUGAUAGAUUUAAAGACUUGCACUACAGCAAAAAGAAGGGGUUUACUACUACAGUUCAAUCUGCUAUUGUUGAAAUGGAGGACAAGAUAAAUGCUCCUGUACAGGAUGGUGAGGAACCUAAGGAUGUGGCUGAUAUUGUCCAUGAGGUUCUUGCUCAGAAGACUAAGAAGAACAAGUUUCUGGUAAAUGUGGGAUUGAAAAGGUCAUCAGCUACUGAGGACUACGCCGAAAGUCAGCAUGAGUUGCAAGCUGAACUGCUGCAGGAGAAGCAGACCACAAGUGAGCUUAAGAAGGUUGUGAAGGCUCAGCAAAUGCAGAUGGAUGAAAUGAUGAAGAAGUUCCAGGAAGGUGAAAUAGCAAGGGCUAAACAGGAUGAGGAGUACAAGAAAAAGCAAGAUGAGACAAAUGCACUGAUUAGGGGUCUCAUGUCCAUGAUCCCAGCAAGUCAACCAACAAGGUAAAGUUGUGUUUGGCUUACCAGCUGCAGCACCGUGGUUUGUCUUUUGAGGGUCCAUGGCAACUGGUACUUUUGGUUACUUGACGGGUACUGUUGGUGUGUGAACCUAUGCCAUGUCGACAUGUGUGGUGUGAAUUUUUGCAAUCUGUUGGCCUAUGUGGUGCCUAAACUUUUGGCAAUUAAUUCUGCAGCUAGUUGACCUCAAAUGCUAUUUGUACUUAUGCCAUUUGGUGUGGCAAUCUUUAAAUGUAGCAGAUUUGUGCUGAUCUGUUUAAAUGUAAUUGAUCUAUGAUGAUGAUCGGUGACUUGUAUUGGCAAUGGGACCACUAUCCAUAUAUAAAUAUAUUUAUAUGUCAUUGCUAUA